Megalobrama amblycephala (Wuchang bream) is the source of this 7589-nucleotide messenger RNA. RefSeq names its product ataxin 1-like (gene atxn1l). The transcript is spliced from 3 exons. Gene Ontology annotation, biological process: regulation of DNA-templated transcription; anatomical structure development. Gene Ontology annotation, cellular component: nucleus. Lineage: Eukaryota; Metazoa; Chordata; Actinopteri; Cypriniformes; Xenocyprididae. Gene Ontology annotation, molecular function: protein binding; RNA binding. The record is from RefSeq and is a predicted model, not a curated record. Bases 531 to 2882 code for a protein of 783 amino acids.
AAACGGAACAUGGUGAAAUCAUUCACUCCUAUGCUCACUGAAUUGUGUUAAAAGAAAAAUAAUUAUUAUGAUUUACAUCUUUAAAAAUUAUGUGUAUGUAUAUAAAUACAUGCAUGUAAAAUUAUGAUAUAUACUAAUUUAUACGAUAUAGCGUGCGUGUAUGUGUGUGUGUGAGAGACAGUAAUAACCCACAAACUUUCCCUAAGAAACUGAAAUGUUUCUGCUGAAAUUAACGAGCCGCGGAUCAACUCCUCCAUGACGUCAUCAGCGCGCGCCGCUGGGCUUCAGUCUGCUGGCCUCUGGAAUGGGCAGAUAUCACCAGCCCAUAUUUCACCAUUGAUUUACUGCACGAACUCCACCGAGAGUCUGUAUUUCUGCCCGUCGUCCACACGAUGCAAUGCGGAGGUAAGGUGAUGGAAGAGGCCAGCGGGAGGUUCUCAGAGCUGAUUCCAGUGGUGCUAUUUCCGCGGCUGUCAGGCUUUGUCCCUUCCUCUGUUCAGUAACAGCACCCAUUCUCAUCCCGAAUCACCAUGAAACCAGUCCAUGAGCGCAACCAGGAGUGCCUCCCUCCCAAGAAGCGGGACCUCCCUGUUAACAACAACAACAACAACACCUCCACCAACAACAACAGCAGCAGUAGCAUCAGCGGCGGAGCGGGAGGCAGUGGAAUUGGGAGUGGAGGAGGAGGUGAGGAUGGCCCAUCUUCACAAAGCUCUGGAGUGAGCGGAGAAGGCCAAAGUGGUAGUGGCGAGUGGGUGCGAGCCCAGCCGAGCGUGCAUUAUGGGGUGGAGGGUGCUGAGGGUCUCAUCGGGGUACCCGUGGAUCAGUAUAGCAUGCUCUAUAAAGUAGCUUUGCCCGCUGGCACCUACUCACCCACCAGUCUGCACCCUGUUCUUAGCCACAUUUCUCCUGCCUACAACGUACCUUCCUCGGUGUUACAGCAUACGAGUGUUCCCUACCCUCCGCAUGGCUACACCCAGAUCCCACACUCCUCCUUGCAGUUUGUUAGCUCUCCGUACGCGACCGCGGUUCCCUACGCCUUGCCUCCGGGAUUUGUUCCCAGUCCCUUAAUGCCACCUCAGUCCGCCAUUUCACAGCCACACCUGGUUCCAUACCCAUCAGUGAUUCAGGAAGGAGUGGUCUCGUCCCCUCCGCAGCAGCAGGUCUCGUACACCAAAAUGCUCCCGUCUGAGCAGGCGGCGGCACUCGGGACUGUAGGGAUGCUGUCUGCCGGGGAGCUCAGCCCGAGAGGCGUGCCUGUGUUCUACAACCCCGCCGUCAGGGGCGUCCAACCUCAACGAGACCUGCACAGCAGCUCCCUAGAGCAGGAAAGGGAGGUGAAUGGUGGGGACAGAGACCACGGAGGCAGGGAGAGCCAUCAGGAUGCAGUUUAUUCGGCCAGAAGUGCACGGAUGCUGCAGGCAGCUGCGCUGGAGGCCCAGCAAGACAAGAGCUUGAAAAGCCGCAGGCCGGAGGGCAGAAUGUCGCCAGGACAGAGCAGCACGCCAGACACUGAUCUCGAGGUGAGGAACGGAUGGUUAACUAUUGGAUCAAUGUGUUAUAAUGUCCAGCAGGUGGUUGGACGACUGGCCUCUCCUGUCCAUGGCACGAGUCGCAAGGAAGCAGCACAUGUCCCUCUGAACCUGUCUCAAAGCUCUCAAAGGAGUCGAGAGACUCAGAGCGAAGUCAGAACAGCAUAUGCAUUAAAUCCUGCUGAAUCCAGAGCUCAUCAGCAGCAUAUCGUUCAACAAGGUCAUGCCGUGAUCUUGGCCAAUGGGCAGCCUGUUCUCGUGCCCCUGGACUACCAUCACCACCAACAGCAGCAGCAGCAACAGCAGCAGCAUUAUCAAUCCAACGAUGUGGCCUCACCAGCCAUCGUUGCUUCUCAAGCUACAUAUACAAAAGCCAUGGAUGCAGCAGCGUGUCUCCCGGAGCGGGCGGUGGCAGAGCUGCCUCCCCAACACGGUCAGCAGCUUCCCACUCCAACUCCUGGUGCUUUACCACAGGCUCCUCUACUGGCACCCACCGGCCCGUCGCACUUCAUGAAGGGCGCCAUCAUCCAGUUGGCUACCGGAGAGCUCAAGCGUGUGGAAGAUCUGCAGACUCAGGACUUUGUGCGGAGCGCAGAAGUGAGCGGUGGGCUUAAGAUCGACUCGAGCAUGGUGGUGGACAUCCGUGCUAGUCAGCGGCCUGGCCUAGUGGCGCUGCAUUUCAACGUAGGGGAGCAGCAGAGCAAAGUGACUAUAGAUGUUCCCCCCGAACACCCAUUUUUCGUUUUCGGACAGGGCUGGUCGUCCUGUAGCCCCGAGCGGACUGCCCAACUGUACGGUCUCACCUGCCACCAUCUGCAAGUGGGUGAUGUCUGCGUGUCCGUGACGCUGCAGCAGCAAGCCGCGUUACAGCAGAAACCGCCGCAGCAAAUGCAGGCCCGGACUCCCACCAAAGCCAACUCCACGUCAGGAGCCCCACCUCAGCCCAUGGGCCCCCCUGCGCCCCAGCACACCCCUCGGCCACCAAACCAAUUAAAGAUGGAGCGCAUCCACAGAGAGAGGGACAGAGACAAGGAAGAGACCAUGCAGGUCGGGGGUCUUCGACAUAUCGAUGCGCCCCCCAGACCGAACAGGACUUCAGCAGAGCACACUCGGAGCCAGAGCAACUACUAUUUGCACACUGAGGGUCAUGCUCCACCGGGAACCGGAGCGGGAGCCUCUUCCGUAGGGGCGUCCCAGAGGCGCUGGUCUGCCCCUGGCUUCCAAAGAUACAGCAUCAAGAAUGAGGACGGAAGUUUAGCCUCAGCUGCCACCUCUAGCUCCUCUCGGCCAUCGUUUAUCCCUCAGGAGGUCAAGCUAUCCAUCGAGGGGCGCUCGAACGCCGGCAAGUAGCAGCAAACACAAAAGAGAUUGUCUUUGGGAGUGAAGUGUCAGUCGGAUGCGAAAGAGGGAGCGUGGUCGGAGGGAGAGAGAAUGUAGCCUCAGAAUGUUUGAGAUUUUGCACAUAUUGGAAGAUUCCCCCUGCCGCCCCCUUCUCCAGUUCUCUUCGGUUCUGGUCUCGAGCAGAGGACUUUUUUUGCCAGGUCAUAGUCAGAGUUCGCAAUGAUCUGCAUGGGCAGCUUUAUCUGGUAAAUCACGUACCAAAGCCUGCAUCGUCUGCGUGUUCCUGUGGGUGAACUAUCAUGUUUUGGCAGUGAUCACUUGCAUAAAGGUAUCUUGCAGUUCCUCAAGUAGAUGUUUAUUUCAGAAAGGCCAGGGAUAAGAAUGGGAUACAGCCAUAGAAUCUUGACAAGCCUUUACAAUAAUAAUAAAUAUAUAUUUUGAAGAAGGACAAAAGAGGAUAGAUUGCUCAACAACUUUUUUUUUCCCUAAAAGACAGGCUCUUUCUCUCUAAACAUUGACGGUUUCCCUUGUUGCGCUGCCAGGCUUUUAUUGGCGAAGACCUUAAAACUUGGACAGUUUUUAAUGCGCCUCUCUCUAGAGGUGUGUUUGUCCUCAUUUUCCUACACUCUCCUCCUCUCCCUGCCUCUUCUCAGGGUGCUUCUGCUGAGGACUCCUUUCUAGUCUGGAGUUUGAGAACAGUUGCCCAGCAUCGUCACGUCAAUCAGUUGAUCCAACAAUCUUUCUACAAUCAGGAACUAUUUCCAGAUGAAGUCUCACACGCAUCUUAACAGUUGCAUUAACGACUCCUCAGAGGUUUUUAGUUUUGAUUCAGCAGUGGCUCUGAAUCUGCAUUCCAGUUUCAAUGUGAUCUCUCCUCCUCAACCAUUGGAGUUAUCAUCUCCCAGUAAGGCUGGCCUAGGAAAACGCCUCUAAAUAGUACCUCAUGGUUGGAAGCAUCCUUCAGUCUGAUUAUUAACUUUUUUUUUUUUUAAUCCUACGUUGUUGUGCCCCUUUCCUGGAGUCAACAUGUGGUGUCAGCCAAAAUCAGCCGUGCUUGCGAAGCUGAGACCAAAUGUGCAACAGGUUCUAGUCGUUUGCGGACGGCUUGUUCCUGUGGAAAUGGAUUGUUGCUCUGAAGGUUUAAAUGAAAUCGUCCUGUUGGAAGUGUUUAGCACAGACAAGUGUAGAUUCACUGCUGUUGGGUGUGGACUGACCCUGCUCAGUUAUCAAAAUCAAAGCAAUAGUUGUUUUUCAUGUUGUUGUUUUUUAAAUCCCGUAUAAGAUAGAUUACUCCUUGUAUUUCGAUUUUUUUUCUAUGUGCAGCGUUUGCAGUCUGUAUGUAAAGACCUUUUUAUUCUUAUCCUGCACUUCUCUUGAUUUUCUAAGAUAAUGCAGUUUUACUUUGUGAUAAUACUCACUCUUAACAGUUACUACAGGAGUUCAUUACAAGCAUGCAAUUACCCCUAAAACAACAUCCUCUUUCUUUUAGGCAUAUUUUCUGACCAGUAGUGUCUUCAGAGAUGACUAAUAUUAAAUCACACCUCGAAAUGGGGCUUUUCUGAAACACCCGCUGAUUAGGAUGUUCAGAAUCAGCUCUUGCUAUUUAUAUAAAGACCUUGGCCUUGGUCUACCUUACAUUACGUCCUAACCAGGUAUGACACGAUAAAACAGGUGAUGCUCGAGUUACAUUGUGUUGUGUCUGCAAAGAGCACCAAGCAACUUUGUCUGUCACUUUUGUUGGUUCUUGUUUUUGUGGUGGGAAGCUCCGCCUACCGUGAAAUCUCUUUGGUCCAAAAUCCUUUCAUAGGUUUUGUGUCACAGGGUGCAGCGUUUUUGCUUUCAGUUUGGAUGGACAAAUUACUCAUCACUGUAAACUUGUCACGUCAUGUCUGGUUAGGACCAGUUUUGAACCGUGAACUCAUCUCGAAAGAGGAAAGAGCUUCAUUAAUACAGUUUGUAAUUCAGAUCUGUGCUGAGGUUUUUAUGGUUUCUUCUUUGGUUUCUGUAAUUGGUGAACUCUUGUACAGUAUUGCGUUCUGUCUCUCUUCUUGGCAAUAUUACCCACGAGUGAUUUUUAAAACUUGUACUGCAGGUCUUGUAUUGCACAGAUAAGUUCAAUUGAUUCACACUGACUCUUUAACAGGAAUCAGAUAUGAUGUGUUUUGAUGUUUUUGUUUUUUUAAUAAUGAAGGGAAAGUGUUUGUUGUUUUGAAGUAUUCAGUUUUGUUGGUGGUUUUUGGCUCAUGAGAAACUGACAGGCAAGGUUGACACUGUUUACACAUUAGCCAAGAGAAAAUGCUGCAGUUUCACUUUUCAUAGUUACUGAACAUUUUCAGAUGGAUGAAAUCAUGACUUAAGUGCAAUUAGACCAAAUAAUAUAAACAUUAGGAAGAUUGUGUUUUGUUUCAAAACAGCAUUCCAGAAAAGAGCCUGACAUUCCCACUUUUCCUUUUGUUGUUGUUGUUGUUGUUUUUGUAAUGUUUCUCCAACCCCCCAAUGUUUUGCCUCCACUUUCUACUUGUCAGAUGCAAAUUUUCGUUUCCAUUUUGGCUCAAGUUCUUUAAUGAGACCUUUGAUAUUUCUCUGCGUUGUUGGCUCUUGGCAUUGCUGGGCUGUCUUGUGUUUGGGCCACGAUUUAUUUGAACAGUUUUUGGACUCUCACUAUCACUCAAGGCUUUAAGAGAAGGGUUUUUUUUUUCUUUUUGGUAAAAAAAUAAUAUAUAUUUUUUAUAUAAAUGUAGCGCUAGCGUUUGACUAGUUAGAUUUAGACUUCCUGCAUCAACCUCAAUGAUACAACAUGUCUGUGUGCAGUUCUAAAACCUCUUAAUGUUGAAGAGAAGUUCGGAAGAGGUAUUAAAAAGGGUCAUCGCUUGAGCUCACAGGACGAAUUAUGUGGAUACAAACCUACCUGGUUGUACCAACAAGUCUGAUUCAGACAAAGUGAAGAAAUGGCAAUGUGUGUAUCGAGUAUAACAGUAUUUGGUUUUGAUCACCCUACAUUGGUUCAAAUCCAUUUGUUGUUUAUGAAGCAUUUCAUCUGUUAAUAUUUUGUUUGGAGACAUACUGUUCCCUCUCAAAAGGAGUCCCACUUUCAUGCUAUUUAUAAUCUGGUCUCAAAUCUAGUUCAUGUUAUUUCUUCCUUUCUCUUUUCCCUUUGUCCCAAAAUGUUUCGGUGGCACUUUGGACACCGUUUAAGAUAGUUCACAGAGGACACUUCACUUUACUGUGGACAGCCAGCCAAAGUGAGCUGCCCAAAAGGGUCACAACAGUCAUCUAAGGCCUUGCAGACACAAAUUUAGUCUGUUCAUGACUGGGAAAAACAUCGUAAACCUGCCUAAUCUGGUCUGCUGGUCUUCAGCCUGGUCAAGUGCAUAUGGUUUGCUGGUUUUAAAGAGGUUUUGGAUUUGGUCAACCGGCUUGGGAGACCAACUUUGACUGGUUUCAAGUUGUUAGGUUCACAGACGGGGAAAAAUGAUAAGAAUGCCGAUGUUGUUAUUCAAAUUUAGGAUCUGUUCCUUUUUUUUUUUUUUUUUUUUUUUUUUUUUUUUAAGUAUUACAUUUGAAUGAAGCAAUACUUGACUCGAAUUAGCAGAUAGAUUCAGCUUUAGCAUGAGCUAUGCAGUAGAGAUGCAGUCAGCACCCUAUGCGUAAUGCAGUUUCAACAAUCUCACCAGUUCAUCUGUGGUCUGCUGCGUUUCAAGAAACAUUUCGAUGGCGUUGCACAUUUGGAUUUUCUCUAGUAACCCACAGGCUCGGUGACCUUUAUGGUAGUGGUUAGUUAUGUCACUGCCAAGUCACAUAACUUGAAGCUUAUCUAUUAUCGCUUGUUUGGUGCUGUAUUUUUAUUUUUUGUCAGCAAUGGUGCACUGUUCUCGGUCUUCUCAAAUGCACUGCCUUACCAGCCGUCUCUCGUCGAGAUGAAAUCUCCCACCUGCAAACUUCAUGGCGGAGAUGGACUGAGUUCGCUUUCAUUAAGAACUGAGCUACUACCUUGUGCACUGUAACCAAGAAGAGUUGACGCUAUGUUUGUGCCUUCCCAAUGUCUUAACUUUACUCUGGUCUGUCUUAUUAAGCUUUGUUCUCUGGGAGAUUUGCAUGUCUCCAGUUUGCUCUUACCUUCAUCACAUGACAUUUAUCAAUCUUGCUGGCUUUAAAAUACUUCUGUACUGUUGAGGGCCAUUUUGAUCCUAUCUAUACUGCAACAUCAACUUUUCUGCCUGAAACUUCAUGGCAUCCCAAAUACCUAAAAUUAGAAAUAGAAACAAUACAAUAGAAAAUGAAUAAUAGAGUGCUGUAGUGAUGACACAUUUUUGUAGGCCAACCUGGAAGUUAGCAUCACCCUGCUUUCCUCAAUAGAAUUUUUCCAUUGGCUUUUGGAUUGUUGCAGAAAAUAAGCUCUGUGACCCAAAAAAAAUUAUAAUCCUUGCAUGUUUUGUUCAUCAUGAUAAUCUUCACAAAUGAAUACAACUUUUAUGAGUUUUGAAGCCUAAAUGCAGUCACCAGAAGUAAAAUGCUAAACGAUCUACGAAACUGUCGGGUGUCGUCAACGUCACCACCAUUAAGCUUCCGACAACACUUCUAUCUUUAGUUUUUUUUUUUGUUUUUUUUAAUUUCCCUGAAGUUAAAAUAGUUUGCAAGAGCACAAUUAUAAACGCAACAAGGCUGUGAAAGUGGACUAGGUGAGUUUACCUCAAACUACAGACUUUAUUUCAGGCA